Stegostoma tigrinum is the source of this 6144-nucleotide messenger RNA. RefSeq names its product beta-1,3-galactosyl-O-glycosyl-glycoprotein beta-1,6-N-acetylglucosaminyltransferase 7-like. The record is from RefSeq and is a predicted model, not a curated record. Gene Ontology annotation, molecular function: acetylglucosaminyltransferase activity. Gene Ontology annotation, cellular component: membrane. Lineage: Eukaryota; Metazoa; Chordata; Chondrichthyes; Orectolobiformes; Stegostomatidae. The transcript has 3 exons. Bases 475 to 1779 code for a protein of 434 amino acids.
CUCUGAAGAAGGGCCCAGACUCGAAACGUCAGCUUUCCUGCUCCUCUGAUGCUGCUCGGGCUGUUGUGUUCAUCCAGAUCUACACCUUGCUAUUAAAUCUGAUGUUUUUUUCUUCACAGAUGCUGCCAGAAUUGCUGAGCUUUCCCGGCAACUUUGUUUUUGUUCCGCAGAGUAUGUUCUCUUCCCCCCCUUGAAAUUUCUGUGGUUUUUUUGGUGAAAAAGUCGGGGGCGAGGGGGUGGUAGAUGCUGGAAACAGUCAGCCGCGGACAGUGCGGUGCUGACAUGUUUUCAGCGACUUCCCCUCACACCAUGGCACGUUGUCACGCUUCUCCGCAUUGAGCUCGGAGACAGUCCCUGCCCCUUUUUUUUAUCAAACACAAUGUUGGGUGGAGCCGGGAAAGAGAGCCAAUGCAGGGUGGUCGGGGCUAGUGCGGACCAUGGUACAGCUUGCUGCUGGCUCUCGCAGCGAGGCCAAUGAAUGCGGCGAAAUGGAGCUUCCUGCUGUGCGCCUCGGUGAGCGCCGCCGUCUGCCUCUGUAUCUACAUCACCGCCAAGGUCAGGCGGCCCGUGCCCCACGCCUGGAGCCUGGAGCGAGCUGACUGCGGGGACUACCCGGACGAGCUGUGCGCUGCGCUCUUCCAGGGCAAGGCGGCCGCCGUGGGGAUAGGCGCCCGGUGCGAGCAGCUACACCGGCCCCAGGCCAGGGACCAGGGCCCCCUCAACUGCUCCCGCCUGCUGGCUGCCCACUCGUAUAUCACCCAGACCCUGUCGCAGGAAGAGGCGGAUUUCCCCCUGGCCUACAUCCUGACUGUGCACAAGGACCUGGACACUCUGCUCUGGCUCUUCAGGGCCAUCUAUGCCCCGCAGAAUAUCUACUGCAUCCACGUGGAUAACAAGACAUCGGCGGAGUUCAGGAGCCGGGUGCGGGAGCUGGCCUCCUGCUUCGGCAACGUGUUCCUCGCGUCCCGCAGCGAGACGGUGGUGUACGGCGGCUUCUCCCGGUUGCAGGCGGACAUCAACUGCAUGCGGGAGCUGCUGGGCUCCCCUGUCAUCUGGAAGUACGUGAUCAACUUGUGUGGGCAGGACUACCCGCUGAAAACCAACCGGGAGCUGGUACGGUUCCUCAAGAGCCAGCGUAAGAGCAGGAACAUCACACCGGGGAUCCCACAGCCCGAGCACGUGAAGCUGAGGACCAGCCACGUUCACCGGGAGUACGUCGCCUCCGGGCAGUCCUACGUGAUCCAGACCCCGGCCAAGAAGGCGGACGGCGUCCCCCACGGCCUGAAGCUCUACUUCGGCUCCGCUUACUACGUCCUCACCCGUGACUUUGUGGAUUUUGUGCUGCGGGACGUGCGGGCGAAGGACUUGCUGCAGUGGUCGAGGGACACUUACAGCCCGGAUGAACAUUACUGGGUCACCUUGAAUCGGAUCGCAGAUGCGCCAGGAGCAGACCCCAAUGCUGGGUGGGAAGGCAAUGUAAAAUUAGUUAAAUGGCUGGACCAGACUGAAGUAACCCACAAUGGUUGUAAAGGUCACUAUGUUCGCAACAUCUGUGUUUAUGGUUUGGGAGACCUGGAGUGGCUUGUUCAAAAGGACUUCUUAUUUGCAAACAAGUUUGAAGUCAACAGCCACCCACUAGUGGCACAGUGCUUGGAGCGGUGGUUAAGACCAAGGACUUUGUCUCAUUCUGAAGUACCAAUUCAGCAAGAAUGGUACAUUAAGAAUAACAAGUGUUUCUUUGAUAUUGAAGGCAAUGACUGCAGCAUCCCUUUGAAGUGAUAUACGAAUCCUUGGUUAUAUAAGAGGCAAGAUAAAGAGGAAUUUUUGUGUCCCAUGUCCCUUCUCUAAUCCUGAAAGGAAGCUGAUUAUCUGUCAUUGGUUAGAUGGAAAAUAUUCUCUCAUCUUCCUUUUUGAAUUUAAUUGCUUCCCUCAUGUCUUUCCUCUGCCCUUCAAUUUGUGUCACCUUAUAAGUUUGUUUUUCAUAUUUAAAUUGUUGGUUUUUGUGCAGGACAUCAUUUAUAAGUGAAGAGGAUGAAUGGAUGGUCAGCACUCCGAUCACUGCUGUCACUAAUGUGCAAUCAUCUGCUAGAAGAUGCAGAAAAACAAAAUUUUCCCUCCUUUCUUCUGCUUGCUCAGUGCCUCCUUCACUUAGUACUCUUCACUUUCCCAAUCUUAAAAGAGUUGACAACAUGUUGGGACUAUAGAUUACUUUCCAUAGAGUAUGUUGAUUGCCUGCUUGAGAAUACCACGCAACCAAAGGAUGCCUUUAAACUCCAAAAGAAAAUAUGAGCGAAGUGGGGGGGAGAAAGCUUUCAGAAAAUCCACAGGCACUAAACAAAAUGGACUCCAUUGAUAAACUUAAAGGAGCAUUAGACCUGGCAACUCAAACAUGGGAUUGCAAGAGACAUCGUCAGAAUUGUUUUUUUAUAAAAAUUCUAAUGCAAUAUCUAAGGAAUUAUAAAUGAUUUAGUAAUGUAACAAUGGUGGGUAAACAUUGGAAACAAGUAUUAAGGUAUCAAUUUAAGAACAUCUAAGUUAACAUCUCAAUUAAAGGAAAAUAUAUUUGACAAAUUUUACUGGCAUUUUCUAAGAAUGUAACAAUUAUUUAGAGGAUGAAAAAAAUGGGUAUUCGUUUAGAACGCCUGUGAUAAGAUUCAUCAGACGACUUAGGGAAGUAAUGAAAAUCAAAGGUAUUGAAAUUCGUGUAAGACGGUGUAUUAGUUUUAUUAUUGAUGAGAAAAUAGGUGUAUUUUAUUAGUAAUUUUAAUUCUAAUAGAAUCACUCAAAACAAAAGGAAUUUUAUGCGGUUGACUGCUGGUAUUUUUGACUGUUGGAAAUGCUGCAAGUAUUGAAAGUCAUAAUUGAAAAGUUAAAUUACCAUUGAUAUUGUAAAAUGUGAUGACAUUGUAUAGUGAGAAAAUAACUGGUUAUUGAUAAGGAAUAUAAAGGAAAUCAUUGUGCAUUUAUAAUGUACUUUUGAUAUAGCUACAAAUACAAAGGCACUUUAAAGAUAAAUAAUUCAAUUUGAAUUAAUGGCAAAUUAAAGAAUGAGCUGCUACAAGGGAUAAUAAAGUGCUCAGUCAAGGAGAGAGGUUUAAAAAGUGAAAAGAUUUAGUGAGGGAAUUCCAGAAUCUGAAAGAUUUGGUAACUGAAGGUACAGUUCUGAAUGAUGGGCUGAAGGGAAAGGCUGAUAUUAAUAAAUUGCAAUCAGAAGAGUACAGAGUUCUUUGGAUUGGAGGUAGGAGCAAGUUACAGGGAUGGGCAAAGCUGAAAAAACAUUUAAAUGCAUGGAGGAGAACUUUACGUGUGGAAAAUGUGAACCAGUAUAGAUCACAAAGAUCAGAGAUUACUGGGAGCAGGAUUUUGUGAGGAAUAGGAUACAGAUGGCAGGUUUGGAUUUGGUGGAAUCUAAUAUUGAAAGGAGAGUCUCAGUGAACAGCAAAUAUUACAGAAGCACUUAGAAUAUUUAAGAAACUAUAAUUUGAUGGACCAAGUAUAAAUCCAAAGAAAAAGUUGUCACAAAUCUAAACCACUGGUAAAGCACAACCUUUAUAUACGUAAUACGUCAUAGAAGUAUUAUAUCUACAUCAGAUCAAUAUUUGCACAAUUGCAGGUGCACUGAAAACAAAUGUCAAAGAAAGGGAAUCUGAAUAAGAUCAAUUCUAGUUGGCAGUCCCUUGAUUUGAACAUGACAUCAGGGACAUAAGUUUCUUCUGUGGGUCUUCAUGUGACAGUUCAGGCUGAAUCUCAACUUGCAGAUCUUUCGACAUGAAGGGAAGGAAAUCUUAUGAAGUAGUGGAACCCAAAGUGCAGGAUUUGUAUUCUUUUUUCUUCUACUGCCACUCUGUCUUGUUGUUUAAGGCAGUUCGACUCAGCGUGAUGCAACUCAAUGGGCAAGUUAUUAAAUGAUUUAUAAAUGAGCUCCAUGCAGUCACUUGGGUCAACACUGCUGUACUUGAACCUUAGAAUGUCUUUGUAGUGUUUUCUUUUGCCCUCACCGAACACUGGCAAGGACCUGAGGGGGAGAUGUUGUGCCAUCCAGACAGUGUCCUGUCCAUUGUAUUUAGUAUUGUGUUCGUUUUGCCUGGUUUCAAGAAGGACACCGAUGUCUGUUUGCUGGUCCUCCCAUUAAACAGAGCGUCAUAGAAUCAAAGAAUCCAUGCAAUCCAGAUGCAGGCCAUUUGGUCCACCGAGUCUGCACUGACUCUCCCCCCACCCCCCACCCCACCCCACCACCACCAAAAAGAAACCAACCAACUCAGAGCCAGCUGCUUUAUCCUAUCCCUGUAUUUCCCAUGGCUAAGUCGCCUCGCCUGACAAAUCUGAACACUGGGGCAACUUAGCAUGGACAAUCCACCUAACCUUCAGAUUCUUUGGACCAAUGGAGAAAACUGGAGCACCUGGUGGAAACCCAUGCAAACACCGGGAGAACAUGCAAACUCCACGCAGACAGUCAAGGCUGGGAUGGAACCCAGCCCCUGGUGCUGUGAUUCAGCGCAGUGGUAACCACUGCCACUGUUCUGUCCCAAUGUGGUGGCAACAUUGCUGUUAGAAUUUCUGUCGAGGUCCAGUGUGUCACUAAUACACAGUCUGUAGUUUCACUGCCGUGCAGGAAUGUGAUGCUUGACAACCACUUUGUAGGUUAGACUUCUGUUUACUCACAGAAGUCUUAGAUGCAAACACUUGCUGGUGAUCUUCUGAGCUGUGUGGAAGCCAAAGAGUGGGAAAUGUUCAACAUGUUGCAGUGUUAUCUUCAACAAAUACUGAGCUGAUCAGUUUAAAUAUAAAGGGAGCUAAAUCUAUUCUCUCUGUAGAAAGGGUAAGUAAAAUUGAAUGUUUACAUUACAUCUGUAGUAUCAGUGUAAUGUGGUGUUUGCUUGUAAAAAAUCUAAAUUUGCAAUUCCUGACCUGGCUGUCAAAGGAACCACUUUAUUCCGGAGUCAACUUGGCCCCUGACUCUUGAGUCACGUAAAGGUCUGUUCACUUUUGACCGUGAAACCACUUGCGUGGUAUAAUGGUAUAAUGUAAUUUUGCGGAAGGUUUGUAGGAGGACUGUAAAAGUGAAGGUGAAGAUAUUCUUUCUAUAUAAGCAAAAGGAAAGAUUUGAACCAGUGAUGUAUUUGUAGUUGUAAAAUUAGGCAAACACUGCACUCUUUGUGCAUCUUGUUCACUUGCAGUGCUGGCUACAUGUCUCCCCCUCACCCUGGCAAUUGGUACUGUACUUUAGUUUGUGUGUUUUUCCACUUUUUUUUAAGUAAAGAAUUGUGUUAACGAUGUUCAGUUGACCGCAUAAUCAUCACGUAAACAGAAAGUGAAUGGUUAAUCAUGUGCACUGUGGUAAACUGUUGACAAAAUAAUGUACUUGUUUCUUGUACCACUAUGGUGUUUGAAGUCUGGAAAUUACUGUUAAUUAGUUUCAUAUUCCACUAUCUGUUAUUUUAUUGCAGGUGUCAGAUGAUUGUUUUCUAAAUUCAGUGUAAUAUAUGAAUGUUUAAUGUUCAUGUGCUAACAUUACUGGAUUAAUCAACACUAAUGUGAUAGAUCCUUUCAUCACAGUAACUGUCAGAAGCUUUAAGAUCUUGAUCAGCAUUUUGUUGGUUGACUGAAUGUUACAUUCUUCACCUUUUUUGUGCUUUUGAAACAAAUCUUGUAUCCCCAUAGGAAGUACAUGCAAAUGAUGUGCAUGGAUGAAAUAUGAAUACUGACAAUAAAUAAGCCUUUAACAGAUAACACUGACUUUUUUGCAACUGGCACUGAUUCAAUAGACACCUGGAUAAACAGGUUUUGAGUAAUAAACUAGUCUAUAUGUAGAAUAUUUUACAGGCAACACAGCUAGCAUCCAAAUAACCACUGUUUGAAAGAUUUGAUAAAAUGUAUGUAGAAGGAAUGUAUUAUGUGACGUAACCAUAACAUUCCCUUUAAAUUUCAUCCAGGAAUGGACUUCGUGGGCAGAAUUGAUCGUCUUUGCUGUAAUGACUUUCUUCAAAUGUAAUUGUUUUGCAUUGAAUGAUUUAUUGUCACUUGUAUUUUACAGUGAAUGUUACAGUAAAAUACAGUGAAAUGCUUCAACUCUCACCACAAUCACGUGCCAUUUUGAAUGCCAUUUUAAGAAUAAAAAUAAAAAGAUAUCACUAAGAUUGUCAA